Dioscorea cayenensis subsp. rotundata (Guinea yam) is the source of this 1040-nucleotide messenger RNA. RefSeq names its product nicotinamidase 1. The transcript has 5 exons. The record is from RefSeq and is a predicted model, not a curated record. Gene Ontology annotation, biological process: pyridine nucleotide salvage. Lineage: Eukaryota; Viridiplantae; Streptophyta; Magnoliopsida; Dioscoreales; Dioscoreaceae. Bases 81 to 839 code for a protein of 252 amino acids. Gene Ontology annotation, molecular function: nicotinamidase activity.
AACUCGCAAGCCUUCCUCUCACCUUCCCCUUGGAAAACAGAGAGACACAGAGAGAGAGAGAGAGAGAGAGAGAGAGAGAGAUGGGUUCAGAGAUGGAAAUGGUGGAUCUUUUGAAGGCUCAGAUGGCAUUCGAGGAGGAAGAGAACCUCUCUCUAAUGCAUCUCACCGAUUCUGGAACCGUUCUCGGUCUCGUUCUCGUUGACGUCGUCAAUGGCUUUUGCACCGUUGGUGCUGGAAACCUCGCCCCAACUGAGCCUAAUAAGCAGAUAUCGACGAUGGUUGAGGAGGCUGCAAGGUUGGCCAAGGUUUUCUGUGAUAAAAAAUGGCCUAUCUUUGCUUUGCUUGAUACUCAUCAACCUGAUAAGCCUGAGCCUCCAUAUCCACCUCAUUGUAUUAUUGGCACAGGAGAAGAAAACCUUGUUCCUGAGUUAAAAUGGUUGGAGAAGGAACCCAAUGUGACAAUCAAAUGUAAAGAUUGCAUCGAUGGAUUCCUCGCCUCAAUGGAAAAGGAUGGGUCCAAUACUUUUGCAAAUUGGGUGAAAACAAAUGAGAUCAAAGUUGUGUUGGUGUUAGGGAUAUGCACAGAUAUUUGUGUGCUAGACUUUGUGUGUUCCAUACUGUCCGGUCGAAACAUCGGACUUGUGCCUCCAUUGCAAGAAGUAGUAGUUUACUCGCGUGGAUGUGCCACAUACGAUUUUCCUGUCCAUGUUGCUAGAAAUAUAAAAGGAGCUUUCGCACAUCCUCAGAACUUGCUCCAUCACAUAGGACUUUACAUGGCAAAAGGAAGGGGUGCAAGGAUUGUGAAAAAUGUAUCUUUGGAUUCAACAUGCUGUAAAUGAAACCAAGCUUAGAUUGAACUGGAACAGAUGCUGCUUUACAAGGAAAUAUAUCAUAAAAUUUUAGCCAUGCAAUUUAUACCAAGGUAGUGUUUUGUUCUGCAUAUUUUUUUUUCUGAACCUGAUUGAUAUGUACAGCAUAUGAUUUUGCUGACUAAUAUUACUGUUAUAUAUGCAUAUUAUAUCUCUAGUUGUUACUUGUUA